Messenger RNA from Lodderomyces orthopsilosis Co 90-125, 1953 nucleotides. RefSeq names its product flavoprotein. The transcript has a single exon. Lineage: Eukaryota; Fungi; Ascomycota; Pichiomycetes; Serinales; Debaryomycetaceae. Gene Ontology annotation, molecular function: phosphopantothenoylcysteine decarboxylase activity; FMN binding. Gene Ontology annotation, biological process: coenzyme A biosynthetic process. Bases 1 to 1953 code for a protein of 650 amino acids. The record is from RefSeq and is a predicted model, not a curated record. Gene Ontology annotation, cellular component: phosphopantothenoylcysteine decarboxylase complex.
AUGACACCAAAGCAAGACGAGGAAGAAGUUAGCACGACCGUAAAGCUACACUUGUCAGAGUACCAAGAUGAACCCAAUGUCAACUACUUGCAUCAACCGGUUCCCAAAAAGCCUUCACAAUUAAAAGAAAGUGACCUUGUCAAUAACAAAGAAUCGAAAUCAAAGCCACCUCAUCAUCAUCACCACCACUCACUGACAUCUUCUACAAGUAAGAAACUCCCAUCAUUGGUGGUUAAACAAGAUCUAAAUUUGAAAUCGUGUUUAUCUCAAACAUCAUCUAAAGUUGAUCAAUCAUUUCCACCACCUCCUACUACACAGCAACCGGAGACCACGCCACACCUGGAGCAACAUCCACAGUUUGUCUCAACUGAUGACAUUAGUCCCAAUCAACAUGGACUAGCACCAGGCUCACAAAUUGAAGAGUAUACACCGAUUGGGUUCAACUCUACACCGCUUAUCUCAUCCCAAGGUAGCGUAACGUCUAGUUUGGUUUCACCACCACCUUCAACAAAGCCAGCCAUGUCUCCUCCUAUCUUCACACCACUUCUGAGCAACCUGCAACUGCAACAGCAUCAACUUCAUCAUCAACUCCAACAACCACCAUCACAACAACACUCUCAGCCAGGUGUGUCGCGAAUGAAUUUACUUACAUACUCGCUGAUUGACGAUAAAAAAUUUAUCGAAUCGACACGACAAUCAGCUAAUACAUCUGCAACUGAAAUUAAACUGCACGACGAGGAUGCAAUCACUUCAUCUGAUGACAACAAGUUACAUUUACUCAUUGGCAUCACUGGGUGUAUCUCAAUCCACAAAAACAUCUUUCUCAUCAUUGAGAAAUUAUUUGAACUAUACACUCAUGAAAAACUUGAAAUUCAAGUACUCUUAACCAAAUCAGCAGAAUAUAUUCUACUGGAAAAGUUGCACAAGUUUGAUGAAUUGGGGGUCAAAGUUUGGUUUAGUGAUGAUGGUGAAAAGUAUUUCCUCACAUCUCCUUUUCAAAAAGUUUAUUCCAACGCAGUAGCUCUGGGACAAUUGACAUUGAAGAAGCAAAUUGGAUCUCAUGUCUUCCAACAGUACAACUUAUCCUAUGAUUUACAAAGAUGGACUGAUGUAUUGUUGUUGGCACCGUUGAGUGCAAACACCAUGGCCAAGUUGAUAAAUGGUUUGGCUGAUAAUUUGUUGACUGAGUUGUUGCAUGUAUGGCCAAUGCCACAAGUUCACCACAUAUCUGAACAACCACAAGUAUCCUCACCACCACCGACAACGACGACAGCAACUACAUCAUCUGCCACUGCACAACUAGAAUCGAAAAAGGAUUCAACCAUUUUGUCAAAUAACUUGGUUGCGCCAAAACCCAUAGUUGCUGCAUUGGCAUUGACAAAUUCAAUGUAUUCACAUCCAAUAACAAAGAGACAAUUGAGUUUGUUACAAGAAACGUAUCCAAAUAUGACCAUCUUGAAACCAGUUGAAAAAUGUGUUGAUAUGGAUGGUAAUAUUGCCAUGGGUGGUAUGAGAUCGUGGCGAGAGGUUGUUGAUUUUGUUUCAAAGAAGUUGGGUCCACCUCAAGAGGAUGAAGACGAGGACGGUGAUGACAAAGAUGACAAAGAAGAAGAGGAGGAAGAAGAAGAGGAUGAUGAUGAUGAGGGGGAGGAGCGUGAAAAAGGAGUUACAUUAGUCAAUCCGGUUGAAGCUAACAACACAAAACCAAGCCCUCAGCCAGUUCAAUCGGAACCACAAUCCACGACGACGUCUACUAACACUCCACCAAUAUUGACAAAGGUAGUUACAGCCCCAUCGCAAUCUCGAUCAAGUGAUAAUGUAAGUGGUGGUGGUAAUAAGUCAGGUGAGAGGCGAAGAGGCAACACCAUCACGCGAAGAGAGUUGGCAGAACAUGAAAGAUUAGCCUCCCAAAAUGCUUUAUUGAAUGCCGGUAUCGGAAAAGUGGGGUUGUGA